AAACUUCUGACUGAAUCUUAGUAUAAGGUGUAUGGGGGUCUCAGUAAGAAGUUCUGCUUCUUAUGUGUGAGUAAAGAAAUGCUUGUGAAGGAAGGAACAGAGUUCUUCAGUGGAGCUCACACAUGACCUGAAGCAUGAGGGACACGCACCGGACAAGUAGCUUCUUCAUUCCAGGUUUUAAUGUGGAAUGCACUUCCUCCACAAAACAAAAACUUUAGGUGCCACGAGACGUGUUGUAAUCAGGAAGCUUCUUAUGCAGCUUGUUUCAGAGCCAGAGGAUCCAGUUUCAGCUGUUAUCUCAAGCUGACAAGGAUCUCAGAGCAGACCUGUGGGUGCACCUGCAGAAACCAUGUCACACAACGGCUUAACUAACGGGAGGCAGACGAUGGUGGUCAUGUCCACAGUGGAGGGGUGGCUCGCUUUGAAGGCUCUGCAGGAUAAACAUGUCAAGUUAACCUUCAGUUCUCUGGGAUCAAAUGAAGUCUGUGACAUGACAGUGGGUGGUCGCUCGGUUAGUUUGCAUUAUGCAGAUUUAAAGCAUGAGAUGACAGAGGAGGGCAUCAGCCAGGCGAUGGACGGCUGCUUUAAGUCCUGCAAAGAUGGAGUCUGUACAUUUCUGCUGCUGAUCCAAGGUGGACAUUACACAAAGAGGGAGAGAAGAAUGGUGGAGAUCCUGCAGGCACACUUUGGAGCCGAGGCUGUAAAAUACCUGGCAGUCAUCUCUCUGGAAGACGGGAAGGUUGCUGACAGGCUGGACGACGCCCUGUUGGAGCUGAUAAAGACAUGCGAUGGAAGAUACUGCAGAGUCACAUCACCUGCAGCCAGAGACGAACUGCACGCUCUGCUGGAGAUGGUCGAUUCCAUGCUGGCAGAAAACGGUGCGACUGGCUACACAGAGAGCAUGCUGACUGAAGCAGAGAAGAGGAGCACAGAGGACUCAGCCAUGAAGAUGCUGAAACAGAAGGUGCAGGAGGUGGAGGAGAAGGAGCAGGCCUUCAAACUACUGGUGCAACAGCAGGAGGAGAGAAGAGCCCGAGAGAUGGAGGAGCUGAAGGCGAAACAUGCUGAAGAAAGAAAGAAGGAAGCAUCUGAAAAGCAGCAAUAUGAGGAAAGGAGAAAAGGUCUGGAGGAGGCUGUGACGAGCCACAGAGCCAUGCUGCAGCUCCAGAUCAGUCCCAGUGAUGCUGAUGACACCAAGAAGACGUCCGUCAUCCUGUUGGGUCUCUCAGGCAGCGGGAAGUCUUCUGCUCUGAACCUCAUCCUGCAGAGAACAGGUAAUCAGUACUCAGUUACUGAGUCCAGUCAUGGACCCCCUCAGCCCACCUCCUUCUGUGAGAGGAGGGAGGUGUUUGCAGCAGGGAGGCGACUCGUCCUGGUGGACACCCCCGAGCUGUGGGACGAGGACGGGGUGGAAAAUCUGCAGCUGGUGAAGGACUGCCUGGCCUUGUCCCUGCCUGGACCCCACGUCUUCCUGCUGGUGCUCCAAGUGGGCCGCUUCACCCAGGGCGAGUGUGAGAUGCUUUCGCACCUGCAGAAGAUCUUCGGGCGAGAUUUUGCAGAGCACGCCAUCGUCCUCUUCGUUCAUUUCGACUGUAACCAGCACAGGCCUCAGAGGAUCGACGACUACGUGGCGGGGGCCCACACAACCCUCCAGGAUCUCAUCAGGAAGUGUGGAUGCCGUUACUACGAGCUGAAUGUGUCAAAGUCCCAGAAUGCUCUGAGCUACCCGCAGGUGAAAGAUCUGCUCUUAGGGAUCAACAAACUGGUGGCUUCACACGGAGGACGCUCCUACACAGUGAGGAGGUUCUCUGUGCAGGAGCUGCAGGAGAGGAAGACUCUGAUUGGAGGAAGGAAGGAGGGGGCCCUGGAGGGGAACUACUUAUUAAGAGAUGCUUGAGUUCUGUUCUCAUGAGCAGGAGGUGAAUACAAUGAAUGCAACAUCUAUAUAAUGUGAUUAGAUCCAAUACAACAAUCCAUACCUCCGGUUUCAGUAAACCUCUUGAGGGUUACAGAGGGGUGGAGCCUGUCCUAGCUGACACUGGGUGAGAGGCCUCUUAAAAAAUAAAAUAAAAAAGAACUAUCCUUUGAUAUUGUGUCAGAUAAAAGUUGAUGUGUGGGAUCAGUCUUGCAGGGAUUUUUCACUGAACUUAAGCACAUUGCAAAUUCACAGCUUUUCUUGUUGCUGUCAUCGUGGUCUGCUUGCAGAAAACUGUCACUGGACACAUUACAAUUUAAGAGACUGAUCUUUUUAUAUAUUUGUAAUUAUGUAUUUCACACUAAGCAAACAUUAAUCAAAUGCAGAUGACAUGUGCAUUCUGUUUUUAGAAAACUGAUCCCCGGCUGACACAAGCAGUCACAGCUGUUCAACAAAUUAGAAAUGAUUAAUAAAUUUGGCAUUGUGGAAAAAAAACUUGGUGAUGUGAUUUUUAAAAGAAUUAUUAAUAUCUAUGUUUCAGCAGAGAGCAGAGGAGGGAGGAGAUGAAGAAGCACAGCUGCUGAUUUGAUUUAUUUUUACUUCCUCACUGGUACGAGGACUUAUCUGACAAGUUUAUGAGAUUCGCUCUUUGAUAUCUUGGUUGGCCAACAGUCACAUUCUUUAACGCCGUCACUCCGACGGUUCAGAUCCAACAAACUGAUGCAGCUGCACGAAAACAGCAAGAUGGAUGUGAAACAGUCAGAUAUCAUUACAGCAGUUAUUGUGCAAGUCUUACUUGAGUUUGAUCUAUGACUUAGUGUGUAAUAAUAUUUGUUUGAAAAUGACUUAACUUUACAGAUUAAGGAAACAAAUUUAUAUCAUUUUACUGUGAUCUACAGAAGAUGUUGAACAUGGUCAGUGUGGUGUUAGUGUGUGUUACAGGUGGAGAUGAGCAGUUAUGACAAAUAAAGGUGUGUAAAAAAGUUGGGAGGAGUUCAGUUUUGGCUCAGCCCCUGCUGAAUAUGUUCGCUCAUAUAAAUAUUUAGGUUUCUGUCUUGAUGAAUUUUUGACCUUCGAGGUUGGAGUCAGGCUCCCUGCUGAUUCUGCUGAUUUAGGAUCAGUUAUCAACGAGUAUUUAUGGAUCCUGGUCAUUCUACAUUUACUUAACUCUGUGAUGCACGGGUCUCUCCUGUAUUAAAUUAUGCUGCAGGGAUAUUAAAAGAACCUAAACCUGCAGACACCAUACAGAACAGAGCCAUACCAAUAUCUAUAUAUAUAUAUAUAUAUGACUCAGGGAAACGUGUGCUGGGUACCAGGAGCUGUGCAACAAAUAUGUGAAACAAUGCGAUUGUGUAACUGUCCAAUCAAACAGGAGUGAAUGACACAGAUGUCCAUGAGCUCUGCUCUGUUCAGUCACUGAGGAGGUGGACAUGUUUUGUAUUUACAGGAGGAACUUACACAGUAGUGUCAACUCUAUUUAAAAAAAGCUGUUGAUGAGAAAUGGAUCGAAAACAUUCAGUCAGUGCCUAAAUUAAGGGCAUACAGUAUGUGCGUAUUAAACAGAAGUUUGGCUCUGUAACAUGCCGUUUAUCUGGAAGUGAGAGCUGUUUAGUGGCACAGCUGAGAGCUGCUGUUCUGCUUUGUGAAGACAUGCACAGUAAAUGGUGCCAUUUUAAAAUUAGGAACAUUCUUGUAAAUGUUCAGGGUGGUGAUCUGAAUCACUUGCAGGGGGCCCGCUCUCUCUCUAUGGGCCCCUCCACCCUGGGCUCCCCAGUGCAACUACACUGCCUGCACUGCCUACAUUUACGCCCCUGCUCUGGACAGAGGAGUGAUUUGACAAUACUGAAGAGGAGAAGAGAAUGAGCUGUGUGAUUUGAGUGAAGUGGAAAGUUUUCUCCCUGUACACUGUACAAACUAUUAUGACUUCAUGAAACAGCUCAUCUAAACCCCGACAUCUUCUGGUGCUCAGACGACCAAACGAUAGAAUGGUUGUUUAAUCUUAUGUGUUUAACUUUGACAGUUUUUUCUAACAAAAUGCUGUACAAAGGAAACAUGUUGUUGAAUUAGUUUGCAGUUUGAUUUCUCAGUGCUGCACGUGAACUCCACAGUGGCGUAAUGU
Molecule: messenger RNA, 4034 nt
Organism: Epinephelus fuscoguttatus (brown-marbled grouper)
Lineage: Eukaryota; Metazoa; Chordata; Actinopteri; Perciformes; Serranidae
Product: GTPase IMAP family member 8-like
Exons: 3
Coding region: 350-1897 (515 amino acids)
Molecular function (GO): GTP binding
Source: RefSeq, a predicted model, not a curated record